AAGUUUCAUGUCAGGACUUGCCUCUUACGCACGUGUCUGAGCAUACGUAUAGAAAACAAAGCCACUUCGGGAAAAUAGAAGACAGACCAGAAAAGAGAUGCAUGUUUGUUUACUUUGGUCAAGGCUCCAUCAUUUUUUUAGCAUGAUCAGCAAUCAAGGUCUCGUUUUUGGCACUUACCCAGCAGGGAACCAGAAAUUUGGCCAGUCUGAAGUACACCAUGCAUGCAUACACCUAUUUUAUUGUUUCGAGAAAUAAUUGAGAAGGGGAAAAACAAAGAUAAUUAUAUGUAUAGGAAAUAGGCCUUCACCUCAAGUUCUUUUUUCACUCUUUUAAGAGUAAAAAUUGAAAUUUCAUUAAGAAGACUCGAAUUUAGUGUAUGAUCAUAUGCUUAAGUGCUUAUGUUGUAUCAUUUUAAUGAUAUUCUACGUUGUUUCGCUGGUGUUGAUAUAAAAGGAACUUAAUGUCGAUGCCAGCAGUGAUGGAAUGACAUACGCUCGCUGUAAUAGCAAAACUGCCUAAAAGGUGGCAGCACAGGCCAGACACCUACAAGCGCGUCUUGGCUAUAUCACGUGACGUAAACUUCAGAACAAAACAAGUAGGAAGGUGGUAUGAAAGUUUCCCAUGAGGUAACUAGAACGCAAUGAAAUGUGACCUUCUUCAAGGUAAUUCCUCGUAUGAAUUCCAGAUUUUCCAAUAGCUGAGAAGAUAUACCAACUACUUGGCCAGCUACUUAGUAAAGUUAAAGGCGAACAAUGCCUAAUUUUUGCCAGUUGAAACCGUUUUUUACAAGCCUGGUAAAGGCACCGUCGGUAGGAGCGAGGUCAAUGUUAUGGUUUCAGAUUUUAUGCGUUCUAUGUGGUCACCAAGUAAUAACUGUGUUAUGUGCAAACGACGUAUCACCUAUGAGUGACAGCGGAAAGGUGGUAUGGGCCAUCAUAAACAUUACGUACAAAGACCCAGUUACGAAGGAAACCGUUUCUUACACCCAAGAGAUGGGAAAAUAUGGAAACAAAGGCAAGAUUGGCCCCGAACAUGGAAUAGUGGUUCAUGUAAGGACGGAGGACAACCAGACCCAUGGAUGCACUGCUCCAAAAAAUAAGGUACCACCGAACACUCGUUGGAUCGCCCUGAUAAAGCGUGGACACUGCAGAUUUCACGACAAAGUGUACAAUGCAGCCAAAGUACGCAAUGCAUCUGCAGUUAUCAUAUAUAAUGACAAAGAAGAAAACGACCUGAUAGUUAUCAGCCAUCAAGUGAAUGAUGUGGUUUCCAUCUUCAUCAAGAAAGAAGAUGGGGAAAAGUUGGCAGCACUUGUGGAUAACAACACCAGAGUCACAAUGAACAUUAGCGUAGGCACCAAGGAGGAUCAGUCACCUAACCAGGGCGUCAACAGAACCUCUGUGCUCUUUGUCUCUAUAUCCUUCAUUGUCCUGAUGAUCAUCUCCCUGGCUUGGCUCAUUUUCUACUACGUGCAACGGUUUAGGUAUGCACAUGCCAAGGAAAGGCUGACGCGGCGUUUGACAAAUGCUGCCAAGAAGGCUAUUCAGAAAAUCCCAGUGCGCACCCUAAAGUCUGGAGAUAAAGAAACGGAGACAGAGUACGAGCAAUGUGCAGUGUGCAUCGAGAACUACAGACCUCAUGAGGUGGUCAGGAUUCUUCCUUGCAGGCAUAUGUUCCACAAAUCCUGCGUUGAUCCAUGGCUACUGGAACAGCGGAGUUGUCCUAUCUGCAAGACGGAUAUACUCAAGGCUUAUGGUGUGCAGGUAAAAGGCCUCCCCCAGGACUCAUCAACAGAUGUCGAGGCCCCGGCCACCACAGCUGAAGCCUCCACAGGACUGUCUGGCGGGGGCCCGGGGUUGGUGGAAAGAACAGAGAGUGGGGUACAGAUAGUACGUAUACACCCACCCAUAGUUCAGCUCCACCAUCCUAGUCCAGGGCACCUGGCGGAAGACAUUGUGGUGAGUCACACAGGUGGGCCUGAGAGGGAGGAGGAGGAGGCUGAGGAUGAGGAGGAGGAGGAGGAGAGAGCGGCAACUAAAUUGCAGUCCACACCCAGCAUGGAGUGCUUACUUAAAAAUCAACUGGAUGAGGAGGAUGGAAGGAAGACAACGGAGGAAGAGGGCAAGGUGCAGGAUGAGGAAGAGGAGGAAGAAGGAGAGGAUUUUCCUGUGACAAAGAACUGAUUAUCGUUGGAGAAGUUAACUAACACGUAGGGUGGAGUAUUUGAACUCUUUGAAGUCUUUAAUAUUGAAUUUGUUGGAUGUCAGGAAGGAAUUCCAGACAGGAUGAAGGGAAAGAAAUUAAUGAAGAGAGGACGGGAUAAAGAUGUAACGGAUUUAAUGUGAUAAUUAAGUAUUGUGAGAGAAACUUCACAAAACAGGGCACUGUAGUUGUCUUUAAAGAGUUAAAUUUUCAAUAUUGAGCAUUUAUGUAGUGUUAAGUAUAGAUAUUUGACUUGGAAGUUUUUUAAUGACUGUAAACAGACUGAUGUGACUCUUUAGUCAAAUUACAGUGAUAUUCUGUAAUAGCCUUCGAGGAGACAAAAUAGCUUGUAAAACAGAAAUAUAGGUGGUAAAUAAAAUGCUAUUGUAUAAUUUUAUGAUGAAAUAUGAAAUGUAUAUGCCAUUUUGAAAACAAGGUGUAGUGAUACAUGCAGAGAAAUGUGCACUGCAUGUUGAUCAAUCAUGUUAAUGCCAUAUUGGAAAUGUAGUGCAGUGUUACAUGCAGAGAAAAAAAAGUGGAUACAUGUACUUCAGUUUGUUAAGUGAAUGCUGGUUGGAGACAGGGUAGUGUAGUUCAGCAAAAUGAACAAUAUGUGUUGUUUUUAUCACAAUAGCCAUGUUG
Molecule: messenger RNA, 2845 nt
Organism: Lingula anatina
Lineage: Eukaryota; Metazoa; Brachiopoda; Lingulata; Lingulida; Lingulidae
Product: RING finger protein 150
Source: RefSeq, a predicted model, not a curated record